Molecule: messenger RNA, 1284 nt
Organism: Eubalaena glacialis (North Atlantic right whale)
Lineage: Eukaryota; Metazoa; Chordata; Mammalia; Artiodactyla; Balaenidae
Product: rRNA methyltransferase 3, mitochondrial-like
Exons: 1
Coding region: 1-1284 (427 amino acids)
Biological process (GO): RNA processing
Molecular function (GO): RNA methyltransferase activity; RNA binding
Source: RefSeq, a predicted model, not a curated record
AUGGCGGCGCUGGGGGAGCACGCGUGUUGGGCCACGCGACCGUUGCUGCCGGUGGUGCAGGCUUGGGAACUCGACGCGCGGCGCUGGGUCUGGGCGCUGCGGCGCAGCCCCGUGAAAGUGGUGUUUCCAUUAGGUCAGGUCGUGGAACGGAAGCCCGGUCCCGGGAAGCAGCCUCGGAAGGCGGCGGCAGAGGCCGGUCCCCGCAAGCAGCGACUGAAGCAGUCGUGUCAGGUGCCCCCAUCCCAGACCCCCAGCACCUGGGAAGAGUCGGGGCUUCGCUAUGAUAAGGCUUUCCCUGGAGACAAAAGGCUGAGCAGUGUGAUGACAGUAGUUAAGUCCAGGCCAUUUUGGGAAAAGCAAGGGAAGGUCCUGUUGGAAGGUCAUAGGCUGAUUGCAGAUGCUCUCAAGGCUGGUGCUGUGCCCAAAGUUUUCUUCUUUAGCCGUCUGGAAUACAUAAAGGAGCUGCCCAUUGAGAAGCUGAAAGGUGUUAGCCUCAUUAAGGUGAAAUUUGAGGAUAUCAAGGAUUGGUCCGACCUAGUAACACCACAAGGAAUAAUGGGGAUUUUUGCCAGACCUGACCACGUUAAGAUGACAUACCCAGAGACUCAGCUUCACCACACACUGCCCAUAUUGUUGAUUUGUGACAAUCUCCGCGACCCUGGGAACCUGGGGACAAUUCUGCGAUCUGCUGCUGGCGUAGGCUGCAGCAAAGUGUUACUCACCAAAGGCUGUGUGGAUGCCUGGGAACCCAGAGUGCUGCGGGCAGGUAUGGGCGCACAUUUCCAAGUGCCCAUCAUCAACAGCCUGGACUGGGAAGCAGUGCCCAACUACCUGCCCACUGACACCUGCGUCUACGUGGCUGACAACUGUGGCCUUUACACGCAGGCCCAGGCCCAGGCCCAGGCCCAGAUGUCUAAUAAGGCCAGUGACUACGGCUGGGUAUGUGACCGACGACCCCUAACGUUUCACAAGUAUGAGGAGGAGGAAGAGAAUCUAGAAAGUGCAGCCAAUAAAGGCUGGCUCCCUGAACUUGAGGCCCAGAGUUACGACUCAGACUGGACAGAGGCACCUGCAGCUGUGGUGAUAGGUGGGGAGACCAGCGGCGUGAGCCUGGAGUCGCUGCAGUUGGCUGAGAGCACGGGGGGCGGGAGGCUGCUGAUCCCUAUCGUGCCCGGUGUGGACAGCCUGAACUCGGCCAUGGCUGCGAGCAUCCUGCUCUUUGAAGGGAAAAGACAACUGCAGGUGAGGGCGGAACACUUGAGCAGGGACGGGAGUUACCACUGA